AUGGCAGUGAAGAGCCUCCCAGCUGAAUUCUACUCGGCCUUCCUCUCCGAUGCAGCCAAGGAGCGAAAGCCCAGUCCAAUCCGUGGCCUCUACCCGCUCGAAGCGCGCCCCGGCGUGAUCUCCCUCCUCGCGGGCAAGCCCAACGCCACGACCUUCCCGCUGACCUCCGAGAUCGAGACGGAGGUGAGCGGUGAGGCGCUCGCGGAGGGUCUGCAGUACGGGCCGACGCGGGAUCCCGAGCCUUCUGAGUGGGCCGUUGCGACCAUGGUCAACACCGGUGAUGCCGUCCUCAUAGAAUGCCCCGCAUACGCCGGCGUCCUACCCAUGUUCCAAGCGCUGCACUGCGACUUGAUUGAGGUCGAAACUGACGCGCACGGUAUCAAGUCGAGCUCUUUGCGCUCGAUCUUCAAAAUGGCCGAGGGGAAGCCGAUGCCGAGGUCCUCUACACAGUACCUCGUAAUGCUAGAUUUAGUAUGGGUGAACCCGACAGGAAUGACCGCGACGCUGGACCGGCGGCGAGAAGUCCUCGCACUGGCGCGCGAGUACAACUUCAUCAUCCUGGAAGACGACCCGUAUUACUUCCUCUAUUAUGGCGACGCCGCCCGGUACCCAUCCUACUUUACUCUGGAACUUGAACAGCCAGAAGUCGGGCGCGUCCUGCGCUUCGACAGCCUCUCCAAGAUCCUCUCCUCCGGCAUUCGCAUGACGGCCGUCGCGAACCUGCAGACGUCGUCCCUCACGCAGGCAAUCGCGUUCUCACUGCUAGACGCGUGGGGCUACGACGGGUUCAAGACGCACACGGAGGCUGUUUCGCGGUUCUACCGCGAGAAGCAGUGGAGUACCCCGGAGGCGGGGAUGUUCUUCUGGUUCAAGCUCCUGCUCGCGGAAGACGGCGAGGAGGGUGACUCGGAGAGCGUCAUUCGGACGAAGGCGUACGAGCGCGGCGUGCUCGCGCUGCCGGGGACGGUUUCCUGCCGCGCGGCGGGAAGACGGCAGGCUGAGGGAGACGAUUUGGAGGCGCGGACGGCGUAG
Molecule: messenger RNA, 1032 nt
Organism: Fomitopsis serialis
Lineage: Eukaryota; Fungi; Basidiomycota; Agaricomycetes; Polyporales; Fomitopsidaceae
Product: pyridoxal phosphate-dependent transferase
Exons: 12
Coding region: 1-1032 (343 amino acids)
Biological process (GO): biosynthetic process
Molecular function (GO): transaminase activity; pyridoxal phosphate binding
Source: RefSeq, a predicted model, not a curated record